Messenger RNA from Pocillopora verrucosa, 1926 nucleotides. Its product is annotated as cytochrome P450 3A24. NCBI's taxonomy places the organism in Eukaryota, Metazoa, Cnidaria, Anthozoa, Scleractinia, Pocilloporidae. Gene Ontology annotation, molecular function: heme binding; steroid hydroxylase activity; oxidoreductase activity, acting on paired donors, with incorporation or reduction of molecular oxygen. The record is from RefSeq and is a predicted model, not a curated record.
UUUAGUUCCAACAGUGGCGUUUUCGUCUGGACAACAGAAGGCAACACCCCCAUGAUGGAUUCCGUCCUCCAGUAUGUGCAUAACAUCGACAUUUACACAUGGUUGGCGUUAAUCUUUGGUUUUUUAGUGCUCAUCUAUUGGCAAGGUUUGCGCCGAUACAACUCGAUUCUUGGCGGUUCUCCACUCCCGGGUCCAAAACCGUGGCCCUGGAUCGGUAAUCUCCUCGAUAUUUUCAAAUAUGGCGGCAUUCACAAGAUGUUCCUUAACUACUUCUACAAGUACGGACGAGUAUACAAGUCGUGCUUUGGUCGCUCACCGAUUAUUGUCGUCACUGAUCCCGAAAUUGUCAAGCAAAUUUUGGUCAAGGAUUUCCACAAGUUCCCAAAUCGACCUGCUUUCAUCAAACCCAGACCACCUCUGAACUCGGGAUUGUUCAUCGCUGAAGGAGAGACGUGGAAGCGUAUAAGAACGACUCUAACUCCCACCUUUACCGCCAACAAACUGAAGCAAAUUGUGCCGAUAAUAGAAAAUGCCUCGGAGAAGCUUCAUGCCAAAAUGGAAAAGUUCUCCGAAACGGGUGAGUCAGUAGAUGUCAACCGUCUCUUCAGUCUCUUCGCUUUAGAAGUGAUCAUGAAAGCAGCAUUUGGCUUUGACACCGAUGUACAAAUGAAACCAGACCCAGAAUUUGUUGAAAAAGCCAAAAACGUCUUUAAAACACCCAUUUACAUUCGAGUGUUCUCCGUGUUUCCAUUCUGGACCUACCUCAGCCGCUUCUUCAGCAUACUACAGAACGCAGAUUAUUUCGCCGCCUUGGCAAAAAGCAUGCUCGAUCAACGAAGCCAGCAGGGUUCAACGGGAGUUAGAGACUUGGUACAGCUUAUGCUGGAAGCCCAUGAGACCACAGUCGAUGGAGUCAGCAAGUUGAGUGAUAAUGAAAUCAUGGCUCAAUCCAUUACGUUCUUGUUGGCCGGCUUCGAGACUACAGGGAGCACUUUGACAAACGCGGCAUACCUCCUUGCAGCCAAUCCAAAGGUUCAGAAUAAGCUCAUUGAGGAGAUCGACAAAGCUGAAGAAACCCGUGGAAGCACUCCCCUUUAUGAUCAUGUGCAAAAACUCGGAUACUUGGAUCAAGUCAUCUCUGAGGUCCUUCGCCUUUGUUCCCCAGCUUUUAAUCUAAUCCGUCGCUGUGACGAAGACGCGGAGUACAAAGGUAUCCGCAUCCCCAAGGGAGUUGAAGUCAACGUUCCGUCUUAUGUGCUGCAUCGGGACCCGGAGGUAUGGGAGAGUCCCCUGGAGUUCAACCCGGAGAAUUUCUCCCCUGAAGCAAAGGAGAAGCGGAACCCGUAUUCCUUCCUCCCGUUUGGAACAGGUCCACGCCAAUGUAUGGGAAUGCGUCUUGCUCUAUUGGAGAUCAAACUCGCUUUGCUAAAAAUCCUGCAACGAUUCAAGUUUGAACGCGCCCCAGAAACCGUGGCCACACUGGAACACCGAGCUGUGAUUCUCAUGGCACCCAAAGAUAUGAUAUAUCUCAAGAUAAAGGCACGUUAAGUUUUUACAUAAAAGAAACGUUUUUCACUAACUAUAUCUGCUUGUAAAUGUGUUGCAUUAUUAUCUUACAGACAAGCUUCUUUGAGGAUCCAUACUCAGAUAUACACCUUAUUCUAUGGUUUAACAUGUGAUAAAAUCGAAUAUUUUGCGAGUCACUCGGUAUUAUUCCGUGCCCUAUAUUUACUUCGGGGUCGUCCGAUUUUAAUUUGUUAAUCACUCAUACGAUUACAGACCGAAUGGGACUCCAAUCGGUCCCAUUACCAUUGUGGUGUAAUGAUGAUGUUCAGUAUUCAUGUACAAAGGCAAGAAAUGGUCCGUCAAAAGGGAUCAGCUCUGGUUUUUAAACAUGAAACAUGCAAUAAAGUUUAACAUUUAUAA